AUGGAUAGAAGGUGUUUUGGUCUAUUGUGUGAAUUGUUGCGCACAGAUGGGAGGAUUAAAAAUGAUGGUUUGGUGUCAGUGGAAGAGCAAGUGUGUUGUUUUGUACAUACACUUGCCCAUCAUGUGAAAAAUCGUACGAUUAGAGGUAGAUUUUAUAGAUCUGGAGAGACAGUUAGUAGGUACUUCAAUUCAGUGUUACAAGGUGUCUUACGAUUGCAAGGGAGUUUGUUGAGGGUACCCGAUCCGGUUCUUGCUGAAUGCACAGAUCCUCGAUGGAAGUGUUUUAAGAAUUGCUUGGGGGCACUGGAUGGGACUUAUAUUAGAGUACGUGUGCCUACAAAUGACAAGCCAAGAUAUCGAACAAGAAAGGGUGAAGUUGCUACAAAUGUGUUGGCUGUUUGUUCUCGUGAUUUGCAAUUCAUAUUUGUUUUACCGGGUUGGGAGGGGUCGGCAUCUGACUCUAGGGUUCUUCAUGAUGCAGUCACUAGGCCUAAUGGAUUAAGAGUUCCCACCGGUUAUUAUUACCUUGUAGAUGGUGGUUAUACGAAUGGUGAGGGAUUUCUUGCACCAUAUAGAGGAACAAGGUAUCAUUUAUCAGAAUGGGAUGGUGGAAAUUUGCCUAGGGAUCAUGUGGAAUACUUUAACAUGAAGCAUUCAAAGGCAAGAAAUGUGAUAGAACGUUGUUUUGGAAUGCUGAAAGGAAGAUGGGCAAUACUAAGAAGUCAUUCAUUUUAUCCAAUAAAGACACAAUGUCGUAUAAUUACAGCUUGUUGUCUUUUACACAAUUUGAUUAGGAGAGAAAUGUCUGUGGACCCACUGGAGAAUGCAGUAUUUCCUAUUGAGACGCAAAACGGGGAAGAUGUCAAUAUAAUUGACAACGUUGAGUCCUCUGAUCAGUGGACUGCAUGGAGGAAUGAAAUAGCUUUAAGUAUGUACAAUCAGUGGACAAGAAGAAGGGUUGCUAGGGCCCUUGCAAGAGCUGCUGAAGUUGAAGAAAAUAGAACAAGGAAUAGAAGAGCUGCAAUAGAUGACAAAGCUGCUAGGGAAGCAAGGGAUUAG
Molecule: messenger RNA, 1059 nt
Organism: Argentina anserina (silverweed cinquefoil)
Lineage: Eukaryota; Viridiplantae; Streptophyta; Magnoliopsida; Rosales; Rosaceae
Product: protein ALP1-like
Exons: 3
Coding region: 1-1059 (352 amino acids)
Source: RefSeq, a predicted model, not a curated record